UUUUAUAUGAAUUUUGCCAAUAUUAUGCAAUUUAACCCAUGAAAAUGAACUUUUAAAAAUAAAAUAUUUUUUAUACAAUCAUGAAGAAACUACAUGCGAAAAAUUUUAUCUUUGAAACUCGACUUUUCAAAUUUAAAAUUUUAGUAUGAAUAAGUUGAUAAAUUUUUAUUGAUUAUUUACGAUUUGGCGGUAAAAUUGUAUAAUGACUAAUGAAUUAGUAAACAAUUAGUAGUUUUAACUAAUCAAUUAGUAAUUUGCGCCUCCGGGAGCCGCAUUAAAAAGUUACUAAUUGAAUUAGUUAAACCAAAAUAACUAUUUGAAUUAGUAAGUUUUUACUAAUUAUUAGUGACUCACUUUUUGCUUUUUGAAUUAGUAAGAUUCUACUAUUAAUUAGUUAUUUUUAACUAAUUCAGAUUUAGAGAGUAGCUUCAGAAUCACAAUAAUACUCUUCACUGUAACUGUGCCAUAGCGGCAUCGAAAAAAGGGGUUUUGGGGGUCGCUGAAUACAAAACUUUGGUCGAAAAUAAAAAAUUCAAAAUGGCAGUUUCAAAAUAGCGACCAAAAAAAUUUUUAAAUUAACAUUUGUUAUUAAGAAAACAAAAAAAAAAUUGUUUAUAUUAACGGUUUUUAUAAAAAAAAAUUAGCAAAUAUAUCAAAUGUACAUUCGGGAUUAGAUGUACAUGUUCAUUUAUGUUUUUUAAAUUAAAAACUUUAAAUGCUGCGCAGUAGUUUUCUUAAGCCUUUACAGCUGAGCAAUAAUUUUUAGCAUGCAUAAGUGAAGAGUCUUAAUAAUUAUAACUUUUUAAAAUUUCAAAUUUUUCCAAAAACAUUUUUAAACAAAUGUUCUUGUACAAGAACAUAAACGUGUUCAUGUAAAAGUACUGAUACAUGAAACCUGAACAAAAAAUAUGUAUAAGAACAUGUACAUUUUCUUGUACAAGUAUAUUUUCUUGUCCAGGAUCUUGUACAAGUUCUGGUACAAGAACAUGUCUCAAUUCCGGAUGCUGAACUUGUUCAAGAACAUUACUUGAACAUGUACAAGAAAAUGUACAUGUUCAUUGAUAAACAUGUACAAGAACUUGUACAUGUCUGAAAAUUUCGUUUAUUAAUAAAAUGAUUAAAUGAAGUUAUAUGAAAUUUGCUCAUUUUGAUAAUAAUUUUAUUGUAAAAUUAGAGUGCAAGACUUAUUUUGUUAAGUUUUAUAUUGUUUAAAAUUUAAAUCAUAUAAUUUAAUUAAUUUCUUUUCUGCGCCAAGCAAAGCUUCAAACAAAGUGUUAUAAAAAGAAAACUAUUGGAACAUUCUUUUUUUUAAAUUAAAGCUGAGAUGUUACAGCAAGUUCUCUAUAUAAUAACUUUUUUAAAAAAGCAAAAAUGAGUGAAAAUAUUGGAACAUUCUUUUUUUUAAAUUAAAGCUGAGAUGUUACAGCAAGUUCUCUAUAUAAUAACUUUUUUAAAAAAGCAAAAAUGAGUGAGUUACACAGCAAAGAGUGAAAAGUGAGCCAACACUGCAAAAAUAUAUCUACAAUAAGUAUCUUACAAUAAGAUGUAAUAUGGAAAAAUGGUAUCUUCCAUCUUAAAAAAGAUAUUUUGUAAAGUAUCUUAUUAAUAUUUAAGAUGCUUUUUGCGUUUUAACAAGAAUUAAAAUAUUUCUUCCAUCUUAAAAUGUAAGUUACGUAGAUAAGUUUCUAUAAGUAACUUGAAUUAAGAUAUGUGUGGAGUCAUAUGCUGCUUAGAAAAUAGAUGCUUGUAAAUUGUAAGAUACGUCAGAAUUUGAAGUUACUAAAAUAUAAUAUACAUUAAGCAUCUUACAUAAGAGGCCAUAGUUAACCUCAAAAUUUUUUUCAUCAAAAAUAUAUUAAGCACUUUGGCAAAGAUACUAUUAACAUCUUAAACUAAGAUAUUUCAAAUAAAUAAAAAGUUACUACCAAAACUUCUUAAAAAUGACUAGUAAAACAUCUUAUAUUAAGAUACUUCUUUUUGCAGUGAAGUCACCUGAUCUCCUCUAGUCGGGGGUUUUCAGGGUCGCAGAAUCCGAAUUUUUGGUAGAAAAUAAAAAAUAAAAAAUGGCGAUAAAAAAAUUGAAAAUUUUUAGUCAGAUAAAUUGACUUUUAAAUUUUUUAGCCGCUAUUUUUAAUUUUUAAUUUUUUACAGAAAAUUCGAAUUCAGCGACCUUGAAAACAUACAAUACGAUGUUUUAUUUAAAAAAAUUUUUUUGAACAUUUAUGACAUGAAAACUUUAUUUUCACUGGGCUGUGAAGGGGUUAAAAUGUUCUGCGGAUAUCCCGGGCUGUGAGGAUAGCAUCGCAGUAUAAAAAGUAUUACUUAUAUUACACUUAUCACCAAUUAUUAUAGGCUAAUACAGAGGUAUUAUAGAGUAUUAGACAAUAUUACACAUAACAAGAAGGUUGUACAGUUAAUUGUAUAUCUAACUUUCAAUUUUUCUGCUUAUUUCAUAAGUAUGUACAUGUCAAAUUUUUAUUAUGAAAACGCUGCAUAUUCCAGAUACGAAGAAAGAAGCCUUGGAGAAAAUGAAAACGGAGAGAUUAAAAUAUCCUCCAAUUAGCAUAGGCAUUCCACCAUCAUCAUCUGAAUCUGAGACUGAAAAGUCAAAUAAAAGGGACAAUUCUGGAAAAAAUGUGAAACGUGUCCUCAAAAGUCCGACAGAAGAAAUGUCUCAGCUUAUUCAGUCGAAAGUUAACAAAAUGCAAGGAAAAUAUAUUAACACGAGAAAAGAAACUACGACCAACAAUUACACCAAAAUUAUAAGUAAUAAUAAUUUUAAUCCUAAUUCUACUGACGAUGACGUGGAUGACUUUGAGGAUGAUGAUGGUAAUGAUGAUGAUGAUGAUGAUGAUGAUAAUGAUGAUGAUGAUGAUAAUGAUCAUGAAGAUAACAAUGGCUUUCAAGAUGAUGAUAACUUGGUACAAAAUAAUAAACUAGCGAAAAUGAUUGCUUUCAAACGAACCAACACUGAAAAUUCAACUAUGGGAGAAAUGAAAAAGAGAAAAUUGUCCUGUUACGAGAAUGAUGAUUACUCAAGUGACAUUAGAAGAUUAACAGAACAGAUGUCUAUAUUGAAAAAGAAAGUGGAAAAGCAGUAUGAAGAAAUAGAAGAUUUGAAAAAUACAUUAAAAACAAAAGAUGCAGAAAUACAUGAUUUAAAUCGCCGAAAUGUUGGUCUUCAAAAUAAACUACUUUCAAGAUUAGAUGAAUUGGAUAAAAAUGUUGAGGAUAUUGAAAUUAGAACUGCCGAAGCUUCUGGAAAGCGAACUUUUGAAAAAGUUGGGGCAAUAAAAAAGAACAAGGUACAUCUAGGCAACAAUAUUUGGAUAGACCAAUGUAAAUAUGAUGUAGUGGCACUUUCUUCAAAGUCACCAAAAAUUUAUAUAAAUAAAUUAGCUGAAGCAUGUUUCGGGUUCCAAACGCUUAUAAACAGUAGCGUUACUGGAAAGGUGUCUAAUAGAACUAGAAAAACUAAUUCUAUGGCACGUCCACGCCUCGAUCCCCAAAAAAUAUGUGCUAUACAAGAAUCUUUCGAAAAUUGGGCUAAACAAUGCACACCGCCAUACGAUAAGGUGUCGAUACAAGUUUUUAAAAAUGAUGUUCCGACUACUAUUAGCCAGUAUAUUACGAAGUUGAGACAACGGCACUGCGAAAGAUUUACUAAAGUUCUGAUUUCUGCGGAGGAGGACUCUGUAAUCAAUGACAAUCCAUUACAUAUUGAGAACCUUGUAGAGAUUGAGGACCAACAAAGCUGUGAGGAAAAUGAAGGAGCACCUCAUGAAUUGGAUGACAAUUUACUGAUUAAUAAUGUUGCAGUAAUGAGGGAAAGACCACAAAUUUUGUCUAUUCAGGAAAAAGUGCUGCAGUUUAAUGAAAUUUAAUUCUAAAAAAUAAUUUUUAUAUUAAGAUUUAUGUACAAAUUAUUUAAUAAUAAAUAAGUGCAAAAAGUAAA
Messenger RNA from Leptopilina boulardi, 3955 nucleotides. Its product is annotated as kinesin-related protein 4-like. The transcript is spliced from 8 exons. NCBI's taxonomy places the organism in Eukaryota, Metazoa, Arthropoda, Insecta, Hymenoptera, Figitidae. The coding region runs from base 2481 to 3884 and encodes 467 amino acids. Gene Ontology annotation, molecular function: DNA binding. The record is from RefSeq and is a predicted model, not a curated record.